This is a messenger RNA of Anastrepha obliqua, 3370 nucleotides long. RefSeq names its product tyrosine kinase receptor Cad96Ca (gene Cad96Ca). The transcript has 11 exons. Gene Ontology annotation, biological process: protein phosphorylation; positive regulation of kinase activity; cell surface receptor protein tyrosine kinase signaling pathway. Gene Ontology annotation, molecular function: calcium ion binding; ATP binding; transmembrane receptor protein tyrosine kinase activity. The record is from RefSeq and is a predicted model, not a curated record. The coding region runs from base 435 to 2960 and encodes 841 amino acids. Gene Ontology annotation, cellular component: signaling receptor complex; membrane. NCBI's taxonomy places the organism in Eukaryota, Metazoa, Arthropoda, Insecta, Diptera, Tephritidae.
CGAAUGAAUAUCACUGCCGAUGUACAUGCAUACGUUCCUGUGUGAAAGUUAUUUGUGCAAGAAAUUUCUAAUCACAUUUACUAACAAAUAUUAAUUCCAACAAGUUCUGUGCACCGUGAAAAGUGUAAUUAAAUUUAUUAAUAAAUAAAAAGGGGUUGUGUCUAAAAAUUAUGUGAAUAUGUGCAAAAUAUAAACAAGUUAAAACAGCAUCAUAUAUUUUCUUUUCCCAUAUGGGAAACAACUACAACAGCCGGAUACGUACACAUUUGAAGUACAUACAAAUUUACGUGCUUUUAAACUCAUGCAUGCAUAUCUACACACAUUGUACAUAAUUAUUCGAGUAUGUAUUUAUGUCGAGGAGCGCGAGUUGUGAAAUGAACAUUUUAUUUAAUGUGCGAUAAACGCUAUUCGAUGAUAACCCGUCUAAUAAACCAAUGAUCGUUAAAUCGGACAUUAAUGCUCUUUUUACACGAACUCCGUUAAUGAGUGUCACCGCUAUCAUGAUUAUAAGAAUAAUAUCGUCAUUUAGUAAAACAAACCUCUGGCCGUUAAGGCACCCAAAAAUAUGUCUAUUAACGGCAGUGCUCCAUAUGGAAAUUCUUACUCUACUUUGUCUCACUCAACCAGUAUCGAGCCAACAACAUUCAUUGGUAAACACACCACCAAUAUUGUAUGUGCCCGAGAGGAACUGGAGAAUACCGGAAACUGAGCAGGUGGGCCAAAUAAUUACUCGAAUUCGAGCUGAAGAUCCAGAAAACGAUGAGUUGGUUUUUGGACUUGAACCACACAAUCUAUUUAACUAUGACGACCACAGUGACAAAGAAAAUUUACCAUUCCGUAUUGAUCCAGUCAGAGGAAUUGUUUACCUGAACGAAAGUUUAACUGGACGAGGUGGAGAAAACUUUUUCCUUUACAUCACUGUUUCCGACGGAGAUUUAACUGCUAAAAAUGAAGUUUUUGUUAACAUUCUUGCCAAGGAUAACGAUACAGUUUCGAACUUUCGGACUCCACCGUCAGUUACGAGUGUGGUACAAAAUUUUUCCCAAAUCCUCCCUCCGUUUGAUACACUACCUGGAGUACAAUCUGUAAGGAAUAAAUAUUCGAACGACCCGCCAAUCCAUCAUCUAUCAUCAAACUUUGGCCUAAAUCAGGGCAUUUUUACAUUCCACGUUCCUGGUAGCAGUUCAAAUCAUGCUCGCCAACCUCCCGUAUUUAAUCUGAACCCUAAUCAACAGGAUUCAAGCUGGCCUACUGCCUCUUCUAAUGCGGUCAGUAAUGGACUGAAUAGUGGCACAACCAUACAAACAAAUACUAUGAUGCCGACCCCAACUACAAUUGACUCUCAAGGCCGCAUCCGACUGACACCCAUCAAAAAUGCGAAUAAUAAUGAUUACUUCAACGGAGUUACGAACAAAAAUUACAAUAACUUCAACAAUGACAGUGGAUCAAAGUCAAAUGUAAAAGAAAAGUUGCCUUCAAGUACAGUUAAUGUGAUUAGUAAUGAUAAAGAUUUAUCUAAUAAAAACCCAUCGGCGAACUAUUCAAUCAAGGCGUUUGUAGUUCCAGUUAUAGUCAUUUCAUGUGGAAUUUUUUUUGCGGUCGCUUUCUUCUUUGGCUUUCUAUACAGAAAACGCUUGUGUGCUAUUAGCAAGAAACUAAAGAAGAAAUCCAAAGAGGAAAUGGCGAAAAAAUCUAACCAAAGCAAUUUGAGCAGUAAUUUAACUGAUGACAGCCGAAAUUCAAUGGUAAUGCAACAUUGGAACGGUCCUACCGCUUACAACAACCGUUACGUUCCGUGGGAGAGAGAUACACAACAUAUCCAGGACGCUUUGGCAAUAUCCCAAUUAUCGACAAACCCCAUGAACAGAAUUAAUCAUACUGGUGACCCAAAUAUGUCAGGCAUCUUUAGAGGAAUAUCGUACAAUAAUAAUAGCAUUAUAGGAACAACGGAAAAUAGUUUGGCUUCGAACAUGACAUAUGGUAGUGCUGUAGUAGGUAACACUGCUGGUGAUGGUAAAUGCCGUUGGGAGUUUCCACGACACCGACUGAAAUUUUUCAACAUAUUAGGGGAAGGCGCUUUUGGUCAAGUCUGGCGCUGUGAAGCAAUAGAUGUUGAUGGUGCCGAAGGCGUAACAACUGUAGCUGUAAAAACCUUAAAAGAAAAUGCGACCGAAACUGAAAAAAAAGAUCUGAUAAGUGAGCUCGAGGUGAUGAAGUCACUUGAGCCGCACAUCAACGUUGUUCGACUCCUCGGAUGCUGCACCGACAAAGAUCCAAUAUUUGUCAUUAUUGAAUUUGUGAAUCGAGGAAAACUGCAAACUUAUCUUCGAAACUCACGUGCAGAAAGGCAUUACGGUAAUACUCAUGGAAAGUCCAACACUUUGACAUCAGGCGAUUUAACGUCAUUUAUGUACCAGGUUGCUAAAGGUAUGGAUUACCUUACAUCACGAGGGAUAAUUCAUAGGGACUUGGCUGCAAGGAACAUUCUUAUCACUGAUGAUCACACCUGUAAAGUAGCGGAUUUCGGAUUUGCGCGUGACGUCAUUACAUCAAAAAUUUAUGAACGAACAAGCGAGGGGAAAUUGCCGAUACGAUGGAUGGCUGUUGAGUCUCUUUAUGACAACAUUUUUUCCAUAAAAUCAGAUAUAUGGAGCUUUGGUGUUUUGAUGUGGGAAAUUGUCACGUUGGGGUCAACGCCGUAUCCUGGUAUCUCCGCAGCGGAUGUAAUGCGUAAGGUGCGUGAUGGAUUUCGUCUCGAAAAACCUGAACACUGCCGACGUGAACUUUAUAACAUAAUGUACUAUUGCUGGGCAAGUGAUGCUAAUGAACGUCCUACUUUCGUAGAGUUGGUACAAAUGCUCGACAAAUUAUUACAUACUGAAAUGGAUUACAUUGAAUUGGAGCGGUUUCCUGAUCACAACUACUAUAAUAUUCUAAAUUUGAGCGGUGAAAAGUUAUAAAACCAACACGAAAUUAUAACUGAAAUAUUGGAAUAAUUAUGCAAUACAUACAUACAUGUACUAAACACAUUUAAUUAAGUGAUAAAUUCCUGUUUUCCCCAUUAGACAUCAAAAUAAAAGUUUUUUCUAUCGAACACACCUAUAGAGCCAGCUUCCGUUUGGCCGCUGUAUGAAAUUAUUUAAUAUUUUAUUUGUAAAUAGAGAAAAGUGAAGGAAGAUCAUAAUUUAGAAGAAAGCUCAUUCUUUUAUGUUCCAUGCACAUACAUAUACAUUGUGGCAGGCGCACAAUUGAAGUUUGUUAUUUAUUUAUUAUUGUUACGGUUAUAUUUAGGUAGGUACUUUGGAAGUAAAAUAGAUUCCUCCAAUUCUGUAUUUUGUAACAUAAGUAUAUUUUAAGCAACUAUUUAAUA